Molecule: messenger RNA, 1401 nt
Organism: Prorocentrum cordatum
Lineage: Eukaryota; Dinophyceae; Prorocentrales; Prorocentraceae
Source: the annotation of a GenBank genome assembly
AUGGGCAGGCUCGGCGGCGGCAGCGGCAGCGAGGGGGCGGGCUCGCAGGACCGGGGCCCCGCCUCGCUCUGCUUCCUGCCCGCGCCGGCCGUCGCGCAGCUGGCGCAGGCGUUCGCGCGCCUGGUCGUGCGCGACGAUGAGUUCCUGGAGGGACUCAAGCCGCUGGUCGUGGCGCAGCUGCAGCGCUUCCCGCCGCAGUCCCUGGCGAUGGUGGCCAACGCCUACGCGCGCCUGGGCGGCUACGACCACAUCGCCGUGUCGCAGCUGCUGAACGCCCACGCCAAGGCCAGGGUCUUUGACCGGGAGUUCUUCCUCGCCGCGGUGCGGUGGAUGACGCCUUCUCGUCUGUCGACGUACACGCCGCAGUCCGUCUCAAACAGCUUGCACGCCAUCGCGCGGUUCCCUGCGCUCUGGGACCAGCGGGAGGACCGCAUGCAGGUGCAUGCGCUGUUCGCCACGUGCGUGACGGAGGCCUUGCCGCGUUUGGGGCGCUUCGCGGUACAGAACUUGGUUAACAUGCUGCAGGCAUUCUCAGAGGUCGGCUUCUACGAGCCCUCGCUGUUCGCAGAGGCCACACACGAGCUCGUCCAGCGGCGGGCGUCGUGGAAGACGCAGGACGCGGCCAACCUGGCCAGCGCGCUGUCUCGCGUUGAGUUCUUCGACGCCUCGGCGUUCGAGGCCGUCGCCGCGCUCACGGCUAAGCGCGCGGCGGACUUCCGAAACGACGAGCUGGCCACCGUGCUGAACGCGCUGGCGCACCACGCGCGCCGCUGGCAGGGCGGUGCGGGCGAGGAGGAGCAGGACGAGGAGGAGCUGAUGCCCGCGAUGGCGCCGGCGUUUGCCGCCGCGGCCGCCCGCCUGACGCCGGAGGCGCUGGCCCAGUGCAGCACCUUCGAGGUCGCGCUGGUGCUGAACGCCUACGCGAAGGUGGCUCUCGGAGACGCCGCGCCCGUCUCCAGCGCGGUGGUGGAGUUGGGCGCCCGCGGCAGCGCAGACCCUCCCGCGCCGGUCGUCGCGAGCCUCGCGCUGGGGGCGAUGGGGCGCCUGGGGCUGCUGCCGCCGCCCUGGCUGGAGCGCGCGCUGCUGGCGCACGCCCCUCCCGCCGGCUUGCCGUCGGCCCACGGCUGGGACGCCGUGCGGACAGUCGGGGCGCUGGGCGCGCUGGCGAAGCUGGACGCGGCGUCGCCCGCGUCGCCGCUGCGGCCGCUCGUGGAGCCUCUGCUGCGGCGGCUGUCGGCCAUGCUGAGCGACACGGCGACCACGUCGGCGACUGGUGACGGCCGCGCGGACAGGCACUGGAGUGCGCGGACGGUGCCCAUGGCCCUGUCCGCCGUGGCCUCCCUGGCGUGCGGGUGCGGCCGCCCGUCCUGCCACCUGUGCGCCGACGGCGGGGGGGGGGGC